AUGGUUCAGUCCGCAAGCGCGCCGCGUCCACACUCGUUUUUAUGACCAAGCGUGCAGAUAAAACGGGCUCUCUUGAUUCUGUCAGCCAUUUAUCCCGUCAAACGACUCGCCCGUGUUGCACUAUCUAAAUGAGGAGUAAAUAAAUUUACUCUAGCCAUGUCAGUUUCUGAGCCAGCGUCAGUGGACUCUGGCGGAGCGGGAGGGUAUGGAGCCUUUUACCCGGCUGGAUACCAGGCGCUGAACCCGGAGGAGCACGGCCUAGACCGCGGCUUCCGACUCACGGCCUUCUCCGAUCUGAAGGGAUGAGGGUGUAAAGUCCCGCAGGAGACUCUGCUCAAACUCCUGCAGGGACUAGAGCCGGACCGCCUGCCCGGAGAGGACGGCGGCUCGGGGGCGGGUGUUGGAGACGAGACCGCUGAAUUCGGACUUGUUUCAGUUGCUCAGGGUCCUCGACUAGGGAUUGGAAUGGACUCGUGUGUGAUCCCUCUGAGGCAUGGAGGUCUUUCCCUGGUCCAAACCACAGACUUCUUUUAUCCUUUAGUGGAGGAUCCUUACAUGAUGGGACGAAUUGCUUGUGCAAAUGUUCUGAGUGAUCUGUACGCCAUGGGCAUCACUGAGUGUGACAACAUGCUCAUGCUUCUCAGCGUCAGUCAGAAGAUGAAUGAGAAGGAGAGAGAUCAGGUGUUGCCUCUGAUGAUGAAGGGCUUCCGUGAUGCAGCAGAGGAGGCUGGGACUUCAGUAACCGGGGGACAAACAGUCAUCAAUCCCUGGAUCAUCAUCGGGGGCGUGGCUUCUGUGGUGUGCCAGCCCAAUGAUUUCAUCAUGCCUGACAGUGCUGUACCUGGAGAUGUGUUAGUUCUGACUAAACCUCUGGGAACUCAAGUAGCAGUGAAUGCCCAUCAGUGGCUGGAUAUACCUGAGAAGUGGAACAAGAUAAAGUUGGUGAUAUCCAGGGAGGAGGUGGAGCAAGCUUAUCAGGAGGCUAUGCUCAAUAUGGCCACCCUCAAUCGCACUGCUGCUGCCUUAAUGCACAAAUUUAAUGCACACGCUGCCACAGACAUCACAGGCUUCGGGAUCAUAGGUCACGCACGGAAUCUCGCCCAGCAGCAGAAAAAUGACGUUGCCUUUGUCAUUCACAACCUUCCCAUUAUCUCCAAAAUGGCCGCAAUCAGUAAGGCUGGUGGCAACCUGUUUGGGCUUCUGCAGGGCACUUCCUCUGAAACAUCAGGUGGUCUGUUGAUCUGCUUGCCACGGGAGCAGGCAGCCCGCUUUUGUGCCGAGAUGAAAUCUAGUCGUGUGGGUUUGUCGGGAGCUGUGGGGCAGGACGGAGGGGCGGGCGAUGGGCAGCAGGCUUGGAUCAUUGGCAUCGUGGAGAAGGGCAAUCGCUGCGCCCGCAUCAUUGACAAACCUCGGAUCAUUGAGGUCCCGUACCGUGGCUCUGUGGUCAGCACACAGGAGGGGAGCAACAAUAAUGCCAGUCCUCCUGAGGUGCAGCUGACCUAACUCCACAUAACAGACACAGAGUAUGUGUGGUUACUCCUGCUGUCCAUUUCCUCCCCCUGUUCAACCAAAGCGUUGAGAGCGACAGACCAAAAAUACUUAGAUUUACCUGGUGGGAGAUGGAAUGGACAACAAGAAAACUUAUUUUCAUCUCUCAUUCUUUUAAACACACACACACACCUCCACUUUGUUUCCCUUUUUUGCAAAUUGAGCUGUUUUUCAGCUGUUCUUUAAAGGAAUGGUUCACCCAAACAGCAAGUUAUUUAGCCUCAUGUUGCGGAAUAGAUUUUCUAUUCCGUAUUUGUUUUAUUUUCUAGCACACAUAGCUAAACAUUUUUACAUCAACCUGAGGGGCAAGCCGACAUCUCGCUUCUUAAAAAAUGGAUCAAAAUAAUACAGUUUCUGCAUAAAACAAGAAAAAGUUUAAGGAAGCAGAACAUCUUAUCUUUUAUGCUUCAAUUAAAAGUUAAAUGAUAUUUGUACUGGAAUGAAAAAAAAAGUACUGUGUAAGAAAGUCACAUUUUACUAUCAGCAGACAGAAUUUGUUCAAAUUUGUGAUCCAUCAACUUUAGUAGCAGAUCACUGAAUGAGUGAGUAAUUAUGGUUAUGAGGAAAAGUGCUCGAAAUGAUUGUUUCAUGUCCCUCUGAAAAAAUAACAACACAUGGGUUUAGAAUAACAUGAAUUUGAGUAAAUAAUAGAAAAAAUGUAAAUUUUGGGGUGAACUAUUCCUUUCUCUAGAAAAUGUUUUUUUUUUUUUUUUGUAAUUCUUUCUGCUUUACGAGGUGGUGGCUUUGGGACCUCACUAAAAUGAAGCCAGGCUUACCAAGAAAACAUUCCAGUGAGUUCCUGAUCAAUCAAACGCUUUGAAUAGCAAUGAUCCUAUAGUGACAAUCAAAAGUCAUCUGACAGAGGUGUCAAAGCUGGACACACUAUCACACCAAUGUAUCAUGGGGCCUGAAUAAUCAUAAUCAUCUGUUUAAUUGUGAUAUUUAUUGGUACAAUCAAUAUUGAAUUUGUGUCAAAGAUUUAAAUCCAGUUAUCCAAAUUUCAAGUGUUUUUAUUUUAUGUGAUGCUAAUCUUGUACAGUCCACAUAGGUCUGAAUGUUCCACCUGUUUUAAUAGGACAUCCUUGUAACACUGACAUAUGCCUGGUAAAAUUAGGUUAAUGUUCUCUCUUGUGGUUCGUUUUCCUAAAUAGAGUGACCUUACGCUGGUUAGACUGGUUCUUCAUUCAUUAGAAUAUGGGUAACGUGUGUCAUGGUUUUAGGGGCAGCAGUUAAUUCUGAAUGAUUGUGUUGAGACAUAUGGAUGAUGUGCAUCGGAAACUCUCUUUCUUCUCUCUCAUUCAAUCUGUUGAGCAGAAGAUAAGGUAGUCUGGUUCUCUCUUUUGUAUUUGAGAAAGGGUUGAGCAGCUUUCUCUGGUCCAGCGGGUGAGCCCAGAAUGCCUGUUGUGCCAAUUGAAUGGCUGGGACAGAACAGCAGUGUCCACAGUCCUCUUUAUGACGCCUCUCUCUCUAAACCCAGCUCAUGGGACGGGUGAGGUUGAUGUUAAAUAGGAAGGGAUAAGCUGAUCUGCCAUGUUCAUUCACUUGCCACUGGUUUUGUCAUUGCAGUUUUCAUCUGUAAUAAACCUGUCACUUCUCUAAA
Carassius gibelio (silver crucian carp) is the source of this 3148-nucleotide messenger RNA. Its product is annotated as selenide, water dikinase 3-like. Lineage: Eukaryota; Metazoa; Chordata; Actinopteri; Cypriniformes; Cyprinidae. The transcript is spliced from 8 exons. Gene Ontology annotation, biological process: L-selenocysteine biosynthetic process. Gene Ontology annotation, cellular component: cytoplasm. The record is from RefSeq and is a predicted model, not a curated record. Gene Ontology annotation, molecular function: selenide, water dikinase activity; ATP binding.